AUGACCAUGAACGGAUUGCCGAAAGAUCGUUCUGAAAUACUCAAUCUUAUUAAUGAAUGGAAUUCAACUCGACUUGAUUUAUUUAAAAUUAGUGAACCAAAUGAAGUUCUUGAUUUUUAUGGUGUUAUGAGAUUUUAUUUUCAAGAUGCUGAAGAUAAAGUAACAACAAAAUGUAUACGUGUUGCAAGUACAGCUACAACAAUAGAUGUUAUUCGAGUUUUAAUGGAAAAAUUAAGACCAGAUAUGAAAACAUUACCAAAUGAAAAAGAUUAUUGUAUUUAUGAAGUUCAUCCAAAUGGAGAGGGAAGGAAAUUAGAAAUGGAUGAACGACCAUUGUGGGUUCAACUUUAUUGGGGAAAAGAUCAAAGAGAAGGUCGAUUUGUAUUACAAAAUGCAAAAUUACCUAAAAUGUCAAAACCAAUUGGCGGUAGUUUUAAAGAACGGCGAUCAUCAAAACGUGAAUCAAAGAAAAAGAAAAAACAAGAUAAAAAAAAUGGUAUUGAUGAAAAUGAUACUCAAUCAUCAACUGUAACACCAACAACUAUUGUUGAAUCAUUAUAUAAAUCAGUACCUGAAACAAAUAAAUUUACUCGUUCAUUAUCAAAUCCGGAAAUGGUUAAAAAAAUUCAACAAGAUCGUUUAAAACAAAAAUUUAUUAAAAUAAGUACAAAAGAAGGAGGUGGUACUAUGAAAGUAUUUGGUGAUGCAUUAAAUCCAUCAAUACCAUAUAAAACAUUUCUUCUAUCAAUAAAAGAUACGGCUGAAUGGGUUGUAAAAGAAAUGCUUGAAAAAUAUGGAUUAAAACAUGAAGAUCCACAAAAUUAUUGUCUUCUUCAAAUUGUUAUUCCACCACGUGAUCAAAUGGAUAAUAAAACAAUAAAAGAAGUUAUUCUACAUGAUAAAGACUGUCCAUUAAGUAUUUGUUUAAAUCAUGCACAAAAAAAUGAAGGUUCAAUUAUGUUUAAAGUUGUUAAAUGUCCAUCAGAAUAUAUUGAAAUUCGUAAACGUCUUCGUGCACAAGAAUCAGCAUUAGAUACAAUUCAAGCACCAUCAAUUCAAGAUCGAACUAUAAAUGAUCAUUUGUCUAUGUUUGUUGAAGUUAAAAAUGAUGGUACGGAUCUUACAACACCUCGUGUAUUUAAAAUUCAUCCAAAUACAACAUAUGUUGGUCGUGAUGCAAAAGCUGGAAUAGGAAAACAAUAUUUUUUUAUUGAUGGUGUUGGUAUUGAUCGUGAUCAUUGUACAAUUCAUAAUCAAAAUGGUAUUGUUACAUUAACACCUCGUGGUGAAAUAUGGUUAAAUGGUAAACUUGUAUCAACACCAUUUGUUCUUCAACAUAGUGCAUUAGUUUGUUUUGGACGAAAUUCAACAUUUCGUUAUUGUGAUCCACAAUUUGUUCAGAAAACAACAAUGAAAGUAUCAAAUUUAAUUCCAACAAAAACACAAAUCAAUGGUGAUAAAUCAACAAUACAUAGUUCAUUAUCAACAUUACCAAUUAGUGGAAUAAAAAAAUCUAAUCAUAGUGAAUCGAAUACAUUACAAGUUCGACCACCGAAAGAUUUACAACAAAAAAAAUCAAAUUCGAUUGUUGAAACAGGAACAAUGAUCGAUGUUCUACCAGGUUUAUUAGAAGUUCCAGCAGAAACUGAAACUCGAUUUCUUCAUUCUGUAUUUGAUAAUUAUCCAUUAACGAACAUACAAUUUCGUUUAUCACCUGUGUAUACACUCUAUAUGACAUUACGACAUCGACUUUCACCAUAUGGAAAGCCAAAUUUUCCACUUGUGCAAAAACAAGAAAAUAUUAUCUCAUUACUUUAUCGUAUCGAAGAUAUGAUAAAUAAAAAAAUUGAAGAAUGUCAUGAACAUGGUGGUUAUCUUGCUUAUUGGAUAGCAAAUACAUCUGAAUUACUUUAUUUUAUAAAACAAGACCGUGAUAUAUCAAAAAUUUCUCAUGAUGUACAAGAUCGUUUAGCUGAAUGUGUUCAACGUUUAUUUCGUUAUUUAACACAUCUUGUACAAAAUGAAUUAGAUAAAUAUUUAAUAUCAUUUACAAAUCCACAAGAUGAUGUUGAACGUGAUGUUUAUAUUGCUUUUGAAGAAACUAGUUCAACAAAUAUGAAAUUAUCUGAUUUACGUUGGAUAACAUUAGAUAUUAAUUCAAAUAAUUAUCAUCAAGCAACAUUAGGUGAUAUACUUGCAACACUUUCAUCAGUUAUGGAUUUAUUACGUAAAUGUCGUGUUAAUGCUGCAUUAACAAUUCAAAUGUUUUCACAAAUAUUUCAUUAUAUAAAUACAUGGUUAUUUAAUCGUAUUGUUUGUUGUCCUGAAUUAAAAUUAUGUUCACAUUUUUGGGGUGAAAGAUUAUCAUUACGUUUAAAAUCAAUAAGUGAUUGGGCACAACGACAAGGUUUAGAAUUAGCAUCAGAUUGUCAUUUAACAAAAGUUAAUCAAAUAUGUUUAUUAUUACAAAAUGGUAAACGUGAUGCACAUGAUGUACAACAAUUAAUAUCAAAUAAUACAUUUAAACUUAAUUCAGUACAAAUUAAACAAAUAUUAAAUAAUUAUGUUUUAAAUAGAAAUGAACCACCUAUAUCACCUACAUUUAGUCAAGCACUUCUUGCUGCUGCGUAUAAACAUGUUGAUGAAAAUUUACGUCGUGAAGGUGUACUUGUUCAAUUAGCUGAAGAACCUGAAUUAAAUUUACCAUUUUUAUUACCUGAAGAUGGUUAUACAUGUGAAAAUUUACGUGGUAUACCACAACAAUUAUUUGAAUUUAUUGAACCAAUGAGUCGUUCAUCAAUAUGUCGAUUAUUUACUAAUCCUCAUAGUCUUGGAAUGUGGACUGAAUUUAUGCAAACACAAAAUAAUGAAAAUGGACAUAAUAAUACUGAUGUUGGUAAUAGUGUUGAAACUGUAACAUUAAAUAAAAAAGGAAAUAGUCUUGGUUUAAGUAUUGUUGCAGCAAAGGGUGAAUCUCAACAAUUUCAAGGAAUUUAUAUAAAAGCUAUUGUACCAAGUGGUGCAGCUGAAGAUGAUGGACGUCUUCAAGCUGGUGAUCAAAUACUUUGUGUUGAUAAAAUAAGUCUUAUUGAUAUAACACAAGAACAAGCAGCUGAAGCACUUAAACAAUGUGGACCAUUAGUAACAUUACAAGUUCUUAAAGAUGCGGCUAAUCGUCAAGGUCUUUCGGCUUUACUUGCUAAACCAUCAGAAAAUCAUCAUCAUAAUCAUCAACAACUACAACAGCAAUCACUUGCUCGGUUUUCUGCAGCAUCAAAUCCAUCAUUAUUAUCAUCAUCACAUCAACAUACACCAAUAUCAUCUUCAACAAAUGCUUUAAAAACUACAAGUAGUCAUGAACGAUUAUUAACUCAUAACAAUGGACAACAACAACAACAACAACAACAACAACAACAACAUCAUUUUGCUACACUUGCUCAUCCAUCUCAUCAUCAUCAUAUUCAUCAUCAUCAUCAACAAAAUGGUCCACCAACAAUAAUACAACCUCGACCAACAUCUCGUUCACAAUUAACAAAUAAUUCAUCAUCAUCAUAUGAAUUUGUUUAUAAUGCUAAAAGUGCUCCAAUUCAUAAUAAUAAUAAUAAUAAUCAUUCUCAACGUCUUAUACAACAUGAUAAUCAACAUCGAUUAAUUCAACCAGCACGUUCAGCACAAAUAUUAAUUGAUGAAGAAACAAAUGAUGAUUUAUUAAAUGAACAUACGUCACAACAGCAACAGCAUCAACAUCAAUCAAAUCCAAAUCUAUUUCAUUCAAAUCAAAUACAAUAUCCAUCAAUAAAUAAUCGUAAUCAAACAUUUGAUAUACCAAAACGAACAUAUGACCAUGACAAUCAUAUUAUUAAUGGACAUGACCAUCAUAAUGACGAAUAUGAUGAAGAAGAAGAGAAUGAUGAUGAUGAUGAUGAUGAUGGUGGUGGUGACCUUCAACCAACAAAUUUUAUUCGAUCAGCUAGUGAAAGACAAUCAUUUGGUGAUAGAAAUUUAUCAACAGCACCACCAUUAAUCUUUCGAGAAGAUAUUCCACCAAUACAAAAUGGUUUUAUCAAUGGAAAUCAUCAAAUAAAACCUAUUAAUCAUACACAAUCAGCUAUUGGACCAACUAUAGCACCAAAACCAUUACCUAAACCUAUGAUAAGUACAUUAGCAUUAAUCAAACAAUCUAAUUCAACAAAUGAUACAGAUAUAACUAAUCGAUUAUCAAAAGCAAGUUUAUCAUCAUCCUCCGAUCAUUUGGCUCCAUCAAUACGAAAACCACGUAUUCAACAACAGGAACCAAUGAAAUCAGCAAAUUCACGGCAAAAUAAUAUAAGUGAAUUACGUAUAAAACGUAUUAACGAUUUAUUAACUAAAAAUGAUCGUACAGAUCACGAAGAAAAAGAAUUAAAUAAUUUAAAAUUGGAACAUGAAUUUGAUCGACGUGUUGAAGAAUUUAAUUUUCAUACAAAUGGUAAUGAUAAUGACGAAGAACGUAUCCAUAUUAUUCCUAUUUCAAAUGUAUUAACACUAUCAUCACCAAAUGCAGCUGAUGAAAUGAAUGAAUUUGAUGAGAAAUUAAAACGACGUCUUGAACAGUACGAACAUGAUCGACAAAUUGAACGAGCACAUGUAAAUCGUUUACAAGCAAAACGUGAAGUAGAAAUUGAAGCACGUUUACGUAAAGAUCGAGAACGUGACAUACGUACUGAUAGAGAUAUGCGUGACUUAAAAAUUCGUCGAAUGUCUGAAGAAGAUCGAUCAAUUGAAGCCAAAAAAGAACAAGCUCGUUUAUCAAAACAUGUUCGUUUACCUGAUUCACCACCUUUAACUAAUGAAUCAAUGAAACAUUCAUCUUCAAUUGGUCAUAUUCCAGCUACAAAGGAUCAUAUUGAUUAUAAAUUAUCACCACCAAUUCCACCUCCACCACCAACAAGAGAUAGUUCAUUUGUUGUAGCUAAUAAUAUUAAACAAUCAUUAAUGCAACGAACACCGAAUGAUCAUCAAUUAAUAAGUCCACCAUUACCUCCUCCACCACCACCAGUAAUUGAAACAUCACCAACAUCAAGUAUUGUUGCAAUACCUGUAUCAUCAUUGCAAGCUGUUGAACGAAUAACAGCUGAAUUAACACGUCGUGAUGAUUUAUAUAUUAAUGAUGAUACAUCAAAUUAUCAAACACCAUCUGUUAUUGGUGCACAAGAAGUUUAUUUAGAUCCACGUUUUCGUACUAAACGUUUUCAACAACAAAAAGAUAAUAUAAAUGGUAUUAAUAAAGAAAAUUUAAAUAAUGAUUCAAGUGGUGUUACAACAGAAACCAUGUCAUUUCGAGAUAAAUUAAAAUUUUUUCGUAAACCACCUGAUCAACAUGAAUGA
This is a messenger RNA of Rotaria sordida, 5367 nucleotides long. The record is from the annotation of a GenBank genome assembly. Lineage: Eukaryota; Metazoa; Rotifera; Eurotatoria; Philodinida; Philodinidae.